GCCCGCCGGUUCCUGCCGCUGGCCUGGGCUCGGAGGCGCCCGGCGCGGUUGCCAUGGCGCCGGUCGCCGCGGUGACGAGGUGGCGGCUGCUGCUGGUGCUCAGCGCCGCUGGGCUCGGGGCCGUGGGCGCCCCGAAGCCCCCCAACAUCCUGCUCCUGCUCAUGGACGACAUGGGGUGGGGCGACCUGGGGGUAUAUGGAGAACCUUCAAGAGAAACCCCGAAUUUGGACCAGAUGGCCGCAGAAGGGAUGCUUUUCCCAAACUUCUACUCAGCCAACCCACUGUGCUCGCCAUCACGGGCAGCUUUGCUCACUGGACGCCUGCCCAUCCGCAACGGCUUCUAUACCACCAACGGGCAUGCCAGAAACGCUUACACGCCGCAGGAGAUCGUGGGCGGUGUCCCGGACGAGGAGCACCUGCUGCCCGAGCUGCUGAAGCGGGCCGGCUACGCCAGCAAGAUUGUGGGCAAGUGGCACUUGGGCCACAGGCCUCAGUUCCACCCCCUGAAGCAUGGAUUCGACGAGUGGUUUGGAUCCCCCAACUGUCACUUUGGACCUUAUGACAACAGGGCCAGGCCCAACAUCCCUGUGUACAGGGACUGGGAGAUGGUCGGCAGAUACUAUGAGGAAUUUCCAAUCAAUCUGAAGACGGGGGAAGCCAACCUCACGCAGGUGUACUUGCAGGAAGCUCUGGACUUCGUGAAGACGCAGCAGGCGGCUCAGCGCCCCUUCUUCCUCUACUGGGCCAUCGAUGCCACUCACGCACCUGUUUAUGCUUCUCGGCCCUUCUUGGGCACCAGCCGGCGAGGGCGGUACGGGGAUGCUGUCCGGGAGAUCGACGACAGUGUUGGGAAAAUCCUGAGCCUUCUUCGGGACCUGAGGAUCACAGAGAACACGUUUGUUUUCUUCACGUCUGACAAUGGCGCUGCUCUCAUUUCUGCUCCUAAACAAGGUGGUAGCAACGGCCCCUUUCUGUGCGGGAAGCAGACCACGUUUGAAGGUGGGAUGCGGGAGCCUGCGAUCGCGUGGUGGCCCGGAAAAAUCCCUGCAGGCCAGGUGAGCCACCAGCUGGGCAGCGUCAUGGACCUCUUCACCACCAGCCUGUCCCUCGCAGGCCUGGUGCCGCCCAGUGACAGGGUGAUCGACGGCCUGGACCUGCUCCCCGCCAUGCUCUGGGGCCAGCUGACAGACAGGCCAAUAUUCUAUUAUCGUGGCAACACACUGAUGGCAGUCACCCUUGGCCAGUACAAGGCCCACUUCUGGACCUGGACCAAUUCCUGGGAGGAGUUCAGACAGGGUGUUGAUUUCUGCCCUGGGCAGAAUGUCUCUGGAGUCACCACCCACACACAGGAGGAGCACACAAAGCUGCCGCUAAUCUUCCACCUGGGACGAGACCCGGGGGAGAGGUACCCCCUCAGCUUUGCCAGCACUGAGUACCUGGAUGCCCUUCGCGGGGUCACCUUGGUUGUCCGGCAGCACCAGAAGACCUUGGUCCCUGGACAGCCCCAGCUCAAUAUGUGCAACCAGGCCGUCAUGAACUGGGCGCCCCCAGGCUGUGAAAAGUUAGGGAAGUGCCUGACGCCCCCGGAGUCCAUCCCGGAGAAGUGCUCCUGGCCCCACUAGUACCUGUGGGCGGGAGGACUCUUGCCUCAGGGCUCCCGCGCUGGAGGAGCCCCGCUGCCCUCUGCCCUGCCCACACCAGACACACCUCAUCUGCCACCAGCAGCAGGACUUGCAAGGCUCCACGUGCCCAAGACCUAGUCCUGGCGUCUCUCAGCCCCCCUGGCCCGGCUGACCCUGCCACGGUGACCCCAGCCCCAGAGCUGAAUGCUGCCCUCUGGCUUC
This is a messenger RNA of Odobenus rosmarus divergens (Pacific walrus), 1844 nucleotides long. RefSeq names its product galactosamine (N-acetyl)-6-sulfate sulfatase (gene GALNS). NCBI's taxonomy places the organism in Eukaryota, Metazoa, Chordata, Mammalia, Carnivora, Odobenidae. The record is from RefSeq and is a predicted model, not a curated record. The transcript has 14 exons. Gene Ontology annotation, molecular function: arylsulfatase activity; N-acetylgalactosamine-6-sulfatase activity. Bases 54 to 1622 code for a protein of 522 amino acids.